CAGUUUUGUGAUAAUCUGAGAAAAGAUCUGAGAAAAGAUGAGGCCGAGCAAAGAGUCAAAGAGGCGGAGCCGCCCUUCGUCUCCACUCAGGGACCGAACCGCCGCGCCCUCCGCCCGUUUCGAACGACGUAGCAGCUCCCCACCGAAGCCUCGCGCCUCCGCUCUUCUCAAUCGGGACCUCGUCGUCACCGACGUCACUGCCACUACUCGCUUCGAAGAAGAGCUCGCGACUUCUUCUUCUUUUAAUAACAACCCACGAAGCUUUCCGUACAGCGUGAAGCAGCAGUGCUGGGACAAGGCGGAGAAGAUCAAAGGUCGAGACCCGGACCGGUGGCGCCGUGACCCUCUCGGAAACACCAUUUUUCGGAAGCUCGUGGGUUGCCCCGGUUGCUUAUGUCAUGAUUAUGAUCACAUUGUGCCUUACUCCAAGGGAGGACAAAGUACGCUCGAAAAUUGCCAGGUCUUACAGGCAACAGUCAAUCGAUCAAAAGGAAAUCGGACUGAGUUUUCUAGAGCCGAGCUCAUCCAGAAGAGUUCUUAUUGUCGGGUUUCAGGUCGUGACAUGGAUCUUCUCGAACUGUCAGCCUAUGGCAAUGUCCGUCGUGGACAAGAUUCAGGGGGAUGUAGAAUCCAAUGACAAUUUAAGAUGUUGUGUAACUUGUCGUAGAAUUUAUCCUAAGAUAGAAGGGGAAACUGGAGACUAGCAUUGCUAUAUGUGUCUCCCAAUUGGAUGGGAAAUAUUUGUAUCAAGUUGCACAGAAUGUCAUCCCUUACCUUUUAAUAUAUGAGAAUUUUGUCUCAGCAUUUUCUUCCU
Malus domestica (apple) is the source of this 814-nucleotide messenger RNA. RefSeq lists its product as uncharacterized. The record is from RefSeq and is a predicted model, not a curated record. Gene Ontology annotation, molecular function: nucleic acid binding; endonuclease activity; zinc ion binding. Lineage: Eukaryota; Viridiplantae; Streptophyta; Magnoliopsida; Rosales; Rosaceae.